Messenger RNA from Heterocephalus glaber (naked mole-rat), 1092 nucleotides. RefSeq names its product solute carrier family 25 member 36. Gene Ontology annotation, biological process: pyrimidine nucleotide import into mitochondrion. Lineage: Eukaryota; Metazoa; Chordata; Mammalia; Rodentia; Bathyergidae. The record is from RefSeq and is a predicted model, not a curated record. Gene Ontology annotation, molecular function: pyrimidine nucleotide transmembrane transporter activity. Gene Ontology annotation, cellular component: mitochondrion.
AUGUGUUUCCCGGCCAGGCCAUCCCCUCGCCAUCCCAGGGUGGUGUCCUUCUCCCUCCAGGACCGAGUUCACCUGUGUGCCGGGGGAUGGGGGGGCACAGUGGGAGCGAUUCUGACCUGUCCACUGGAAGGUGCAAACCACGGCUGCAGUCGUCUUGUGACGCUUUAUGUCUCUGAAGUUCAGCUGAACACCGUGGCUGGAGCCAGCGUCAACAGCGUAGUGUCUCCUGGACCCCUCCAUUGCCUAAAAGCAACCCUGGAAAAAGAAGGGCCUCGUUCCUUGUUCAGAGGAUUAGGUCCCAAUGUAGUGGGGGUGGCCCCUUCCAGAGCAGUAUACUUUGUUGCUUUCUCCACCUGCAAGGAAAAAUUGAAUGGUGUAUUUGAUCCUGAUUCGACCCAGGUUCACAUGAUUUCAGCUGCAGUGGCAAUUCCAUUUUUUACUGCAAUCACUGCAACCAACCCCAUCUGGCUUAUAAAGACUCGGCUACAGCUUGAUGCAAGGAAUCAUAGGGAAAAGCAAAUGCGUGCUUUUGAAUGUAUUCAUAAAGUGUAUCAGAUAGAUGAACGUAAAGGAUUUUACAGGGGCAUGUCUGCUUCCUAUGCUGGCAUAUCAGAGACUGUUAUCCAUUUUGUUAUUUAUGAAAGUAUAAAGCAAGAACUACAGGAAUGUAAGACUGCUUCUGUGAUAGAAAAUGGUGAAGAGUCUGUGAAAGAAGCAUCAGAUUUUGUGGGAAUGAUGCUUGCUGCUGCCACCUCAAAAACUUGUGCCACAACUAUAACAUGUCCACAUAAAGUCGUAAGAACAAGAUUAUGUGAAGAAAGAACAAAAUAUAGAUCCUUUUUUCAGAAACUGUCUUUGCUGAUUCAAGAAGAAGGUUAUGGAUCCCUCUACCUUGGUUUAACAACUCAUUUGGUGAGACGGAUUCCAGACACAGCCAUUAUGAUGGCCACCUAUGAAUUAGCAGUCUACCUACUCAAUGGAUAGCAGCACAGGCUGCCACACUGCAAGAGGGAAGACCAAAAGAUUACAGUGGAUCAUGGAAUAUUGGAGUCAGCAUGGUGGACAGAAAGAAUAGUAGUUUGGGAACAUGUA